ACAAAAUAGAAAGGAAACUGUUGUCGGUCUUUAUUGCACCAGCCUGCACCUACAGUUGAUAGGCUAUUAGAUAUUUAAAUGUGUAAUUCUCCCUCCGAUCUGAGACCGGCAGCAAUACAGCGUCUAGUCUGCCGGAAACGCACAAGAAGAAGAAAGAGACAUACAGUAAACAGAGAACACAAAUAUGCAGACGAUUAAAUGUGUUGUGGUUGGAGAUGGAGCGGUGGGAAAAACCUGCCUUUUGAUUUCAUACACAACCAACAAGUUCCCCUCUGAAUAUGUACCAACAGUGUUUGAUAACUAUGCAGUAACUGUCAUGAUUGGAGGUGAACCUUACACUCUAGGAUUAUUUGAUACUGCGGGUCAGGAGGAUUAUGACAGGUUACGGCCUUUGAGCUAUCCCCAGACUGAUGUUUUCCUAGUUUGUUUCUCUAGUGUUUCACCCUCUUCAUUUGAGAAUGUUAAAGAAAAGUGGGUACCUGAAAUCACUCACCACUGUCCGAAGACACCAUUCCUACUGGUUGGAACUCAGAUUGACCUGAGAGAUGACCCUUCCACAGUAGAGAAGCUGGCCAAGAACAAACAGAAGCCCAUCAGCCCUGAGACAGCUGAGAAGCUCGCCCGUGACCUGAAAGCAGUCAAAUACGUUGAGUGCUCUGCCCUAACACAGAAAGGACUAAAGAAUGUGUUUGAUGAGGCAAUACUGGCUGCCCUGGAGCCUCCGGAACCCAAGAAGAGGCGCAAAUGUGUGCUGCUCUGAGCAUUUCCUCUCUUCUAUUGGUUAGAGCAUUUCAUCAACACUACUCGGAGAAAAGCAAACCAUUAUUGCACAACGUUACUUCACUCCUAUUGGUAAAUGACACACAUAUUUUUUACAAUGUUUGCAAAGUAGUGUGUGAACUUAAUUGAUCUCUACUAGAACCUUUGCUCUUAUGUAAUAGUACACAUCAUUCCUAGAGCCAUCUCAGUAUUUUUCAGUUAAACAGAUUGGUGGCUGCAUAGUCUUAUCAGAAGUGUGGAAGGGUCACAGACACACACACAGCUGAUGAUUGGGACCAGUGACAACAGGACAAAACAAUUUUACCUUCAAUACUGUUGGCAAUAUUCCCCAAGUUUUUUUUAUUUUUUAAUGAUUCCCUUUUUUCAGGUGUAUAUAAUGUUUUCAUGAACACCUGAGGUGAACAUAAAUCCCCUUUCAAUUGGGAAAGUGAUAAUAGAUUCUGUAACAGUCGGUAGUAACAAUGAUAUGUUGGUGCCAACCCAGUUACAACAUAUGCUAUGUUUGUCAGGGCAGUAUAGUAGUUUUUUUUUUUUUGUCUUUUAAAGCAAAUGCCUUGUCUGAUGUCACAUACUCUAUUGCAUUCUAGGCACUUAAGUCUUUACUGCUCUGAAUGAAACAGCUCAUUGUUGCAGUGUAAAACCACCAUGAGACUUUUGCUUUAGAAUUUUACUCGGUUGACAGAUUGUUCCUCCUUUGACAGGAACAGAAUCUUACAAGAUGUUUAUUUGUUUUAUACAAACAUUUACAUCUCCCGUUGUCACAAUUUGAGUAAGUUAAUUUCUUGAAAUGUAUCAACCAAAUAAAGUUUAGAAUUCUCAA
Molecule: messenger RNA, 1600 nt
Organism: Oncorhynchus tshawytscha (Chinook salmon)
Lineage: Eukaryota; Metazoa; Chordata; Actinopteri; Salmoniformes; Salmonidae
Product: cell division control protein 42 homolog
Exons: 6
Coding region: 185-760 (191 amino acids)
Biological process (GO): small GTPase-mediated signal transduction; modification of synaptic structure
Cellular component (GO): dendritic spine
Molecular function (GO): GTP binding; GTPase activity
Source: RefSeq, a predicted model, not a curated record